This is a messenger RNA of Hemibagrus wyckioides, 1211 nucleotides long. It is a transcript of the gene pusl1, whose product is annotated as pseudouridine synthase like 1. The record is from RefSeq and is a predicted model, not a curated record. Lineage: Eukaryota; Metazoa; Chordata; Actinopteri; Siluriformes; Bagridae. Gene Ontology annotation, biological process: tRNA pseudouridine synthesis. Gene Ontology annotation, molecular function: RNA binding; pseudouridine synthase activity. The coding region runs from base 212 to 1099 and encodes 295 amino acids. The transcript has 8 exons.
UCUCAGACCCAGGGAAGUGUUUUGAAUUUCUGUGCAUGACAGACAUGUGCUGCUGUUCUUCAGGCUACAAGACAUAUUGCAGUAUGGAAGUGUCCUUGACUCUUUCUUCCACACUGUGUUUGUGUUAAUCAUGGACCAUUAUAAGCCUGUGAUGUCAUUUAUGCAUCAAACCCGUCCACUCUCACUGCAGUAUAUAAGCCAGCAUUGAGUCAUGCAGCAAAGCAGUGCUGUUACUCGCUACCUCAUCUUCUUUCAAUACCUCGGGACUAAAUACAGCGGGGUGAUGAAGGCUCCGGGACAUCAGCCUCUACAGGGAGUGCAGAAUCACUUAGAGAAUGCAGUACGGAAGCUGAAGCCUGUAAACGACGUGUCGGUGUCCAUCUCCAGCCGGACGGACACUGGUGUGCACGCGCUCUGUAACUCUGCACAUCUAGACAUCCAGCGCAGAGGAGACAAACCUCCCUUCACUGAACAAGUCCUGACUGACGCCUUAAACUUCUUAUUAAAACCGGAGCCUAUCAGAAUUACAAGAGUCUAUUGCGUACAGAAAGACUUUCACGCGCGCUACCAAGCCGUAUCAAGAACCUACGUCUACCGCUUGGCCACGGGAAUCCGCCGUCACACCGAACUGCCCAUAACAGAGAAGGAUUUGUGCUGGACGUUAGGGGACAUGGAGCUGGAUGUAGAUGCCAUGCGCGAGGCAGGAGCCAUGUUCCAGGGAACGCACGAUUUCAGCACCUUCCGUGCGCUCAGCUCAGACGCUCCGUUCAAGAACCCGGUGAAGACCAUGGAGCUGGUGCAGGUAGACCCGGGCCUGUCCUUCAGCCAGCGUCACUUCCACAGAGAUAUCCAGUUUUGGGAGCUCACCUUUAAAAGUAGGUCCUUUUUAUACAAACAAGUGCGGAGGAUGGUCGGGGCGCUGGUCGCGGUGGGUCGGGGUAAACUGUCCAUCAGACAGGUUCAGGACCUGUUAGACAGCAGGGACAGCAUGGCCUAUCCUCAAAACAUGGCAGCUCCGCCCUACGGCCUCUUUCUGAUCAACGUGGAGUAUAACGACUCGGAUCUGAAGCCUUCCAUAGAGGACACUGACUGCUUGUGAAAGAAAAAAAUAGCAGCACAAAUGGUAACCUGUAAAUAAAGCUUGUAUUUAACAUUAAUAAACGGUGUCAGUGCUUUUUAACAGGUAAAGCUGUUCCUUAAAGUUUUAAAGA